Pelagomonas calceolata is the source of this 723-nucleotide messenger RNA. NCBI's taxonomy places the organism in Eukaryota, Pelagophyceae, Pelagomonadales, Pelagomonadaceae. The record is from the annotation of a GenBank genome assembly.
CACUUCGUUCGAGCCCGAAAAGGGACGUUACGCCUCUUUAUCGGUUCCACAGCUCACCCAUCUUGUUUCUACACAGUACUCUCCGACGCACGUGUUUCGGUGUCUUAUAAUGAAUCCAGACGACCUACGAAGUGGCCUGAGGAACCAGUGGCCGAGGCGAUGGCCGAGGCGGCGGCCGCGGCCAUUGCGCCAAGGCCACUGCUGAUCGUCGGAACCGCCUCUAGCGGUCCUCGGAGCCGACCUCGGAUCCGACGACCGAGGCCCGCCGUGUUUUGCGCCAGGACGACCUACGACAAUGCUUUGCCGCGCGAUCACCGUUUCGUUGCCACACAGGAGCCCGGCCUACAGCCCUUCUUCGCCUGCGGCGUGUGGCAGCGUCGCUACAUGGCUUUCCUUCGCCGAUCGUUUGCCGAUCGCUUCGCGACAGUACGCUCGGCGCUACGAGUUGUUGUUCGGGAGACGUCUCGCGCGCGGCGCUCCGAAACCUAACCCUGCGCCCCCCUACGCAGUACUCACCUACGAGCUUCGACGGCGCCGGGCAAGCGUCAUCCUCGCCGAGCAGCUUCGGGGCGGACUCGACGCCCUCCACGGGAGCGUAUUCCCCCGGCCAGGCCGCGUACGAGCCGUCCGCUCCUCCGCCCGACGAGAAGGAGCCGAAGAAGGAGAGCUGAACCUCACCUCCCACACCCAUAGUAGGUUGGCGCCUAACACCUAGUUACACGA